Messenger RNA from Toxorhynchites rutilus septentrionalis, 4648 nucleotides. Its product is annotated as transmembrane protein 94. Lineage: Eukaryota; Metazoa; Arthropoda; Insecta; Diptera; Culicidae. The record is from RefSeq and is a predicted model, not a curated record. Gene Ontology annotation, molecular function: nucleotide binding. The transcript is spliced from 9 exons. Bases 250 to 4392 code for a protein of 1380 amino acids.
GUUAUCAGUUGUUAACUCAUCGAUCGCGUACUGUUUAUUGAAAAAGUGGAAAUGGCAGAAUCGUACAGAAUGUGCGCUUUAGAAUAGGAUUUCCGUAAAAUGUAGAUUGUUGUUUGUAGUUCCUUUGUUCGACCACGUCAUCGUCAUGUCAUCGUAUAUGUACUUAAAUCAGGUGAUAUCUCCUCUAUUAUCCUUCAAAGGAAUAGAAACUAGUGAAUUUUGAAAUGUGAAAAUAUACACUCGGAAAAAAUGGGUAUCAAAAGUGAGUUCACAAACAAUUUUCCAUCUCGAACGGAGGCAAACAAUUACAGCGAGGGGGAAGUCCUUGGGCUGGCCACAACCGAGGCUCUGCAAAGGUUGCACGAUGAUAUUGAGACGGUGCUGCUUGCGUAUGAGGAAAGAUACGCAAAGCGAAGAUGGCUCCUGAAGUUCAAAUCGUCCUUCGUGAAAAACCUCACAAGCGCUGUUAAUUGGUUUUCGUUACUGGCCACAGGUAUCCUUGUCGUGUCACUUUUUCUGACGGGCUACUGUUUGUCCGCUAGUUUCGUUUUGCUGCUUCUGUUGCUGACCGUUUUUAUUAUUGUGCGUGAGAAUAACCUCCGGAACACCGAGAUAUUUCGAAAGGUUCGAGAUGUGCUAGAGGAAAUUAAAUGUGGCAUUCAGUUGUGUGCCGAUUGGACUCCAUCAAAUUAUCCACAUCUUUGCAGUCCACUCUCGCCCUGCGUGACUCUCCAGUGGACCUAUCGGGAUGGGAAAAUUGCAAAUCUCCCGUGGGCGCUGCUGGUUCGAGGCGACUACAUCGUUAUGCGACCCGGUCAGGUUUCCCCGGGGACGUGUACAGAAAUCUCCGGCAAGCGAUCGUUCAAGUGCGGAGAAACGUAUGGGCUGACGAAGGUGAUGGAACCACCGAAGAAACCCACUGCUCGUACUCCUAUUCCAGAUCUGACUUGUAUAGUGGAAGUGACCCCUUACCUGGACAAUCUCCGAACAACGUUAGAUAAUUUUUUAAACCGACCAGACACUAUUAUCAAUCAACAACGGGAUCUCCUCGUCACCAAAUGCAUCCAGCAGUGGGGUUUCGCGGUGGUUUUUGCGCUCACUUCGUUGGUGGGAAUUUUGCGUUAUUUUGGGUUCUACUUCAAUGGGAAAGUUCCCACCAGUUGGAGUAACAUAUUUCUGCUCAAUCCAUCGGCCGCUCUGCUUCCGAUCCUUCCCCUGAUAUUCCCCAUUCUUUGGAUCACCAUCAAUCUCUGGGGAACGGCUCGGCUGGAGGCUCUUCUUUCGAUUCCCCAGGCGGUUAUGAGAGCACAAGCGCAAAAGUCUUUCCAGGAAGAUUUGGACACUCCGACGGGGGAUUUGGAUCACGCCAAGCUGCCUCGUCGGAUGGUGGCUCACUACUGGUGGCAGCUAUUCGUAGGCCGGAGCGAGCUGCUCAGUCGGAGUGCAAAUGUAGUUCAAGUUCUGGGAACCAUUACGGCGCUUUGCUGUGUGGAUAAGAAAGGAAUCCUAUCGUGGCCAAAUCCAACCGCUGAGAAGGUAUUCUUCUUACGGAACGCAUCGAACGACGAGAAUCAGGGUUCGGAUCAAUCCGACCAGAGUAGUCUCAAUUCACAGUGCUGCCAGGAACACUACCAUCCACUCUCGCGUAUAAUUGAGCUGAGCUCCCAGAAAGAAGGCAGCGGAGCGAUUGCCGAAGUCCUGGACCUGACGCAUGAUCAGCACAGUCCGUUCAAACUCGAAUUCGACGAUCAUGCGUACAAAAAUCACCUCAACUCGCUGAAACCUCUGGGUCUAGCGAUCCUUGUAAACACGUGCUGCCCGCUGACCCAAGCCCACUAUGCAAGGUUCUGCGGCCACGUGACGGCCGUUGCCAUGCUGGAUAAGGAUUUGGUCCCCGUGACCAACCGGUAUGCGAUUGUAGAAUCGAGUUUGAAUAGCUUUAUGCAUGGUCGCUGCCUUUGCGAACUCGCUCGCCAAAUAGGCUUCACAUCGCAUGCCCGCGACAUCUUCAAUCUGGAAGGUCAAAUCUCCAGCUAUCGGCACUUGCAACCGGAUGUCGUCCGAAGGGACAUCAAGUUCGCCCGAUCGCUGCAGCUGGCCGCCAAAGUGAAGGUUCCCUUUCCGCACUCGCUGUCGGUGGUGAUGCGCGAGACUCCCGGAGGGUCGCUACAGCUGCUUACGCAGGGUACGGCCGAUAUGGUGAUGGACAGCUGUGACGACUAUUGGAACGGGCAGGAUUUGAACCCGUUGACGGAGAAGGAACGCAAACGGGCGCAGGAUUUCUACCAACGAAGCGCACUGACGGCAUACUGCACGGCGUUUGCGUACCGUCCGCUGAGACACGGGAUAACGGGGGCCCUGUCGGGGGGAGUUGACGGCGAGGUUGCCUACAUGGAGCUUCCGCCGGAGACUAAGAAUAGGAAAGAUAUGUACAUCCGGGAAAACUUGUCCGAGUUUGAUAAUGGGGGAGCCCCAUUAACGCACCAUUCUAUAAGCACGGACUCGCUGUUGUUCAGCGAGAAUAAGGAGGACGACAUUUCCGACGUUGAUGGAUGUUACGAGAUGCAGUGCCACCAGGUGUUCAUCGGGAUGAUAACGAUGCAGUACCAAGCGCAGACGGAUAUCGUACAGUUGAUCGAACGGUUGGAGAGAGCCUGUAUAAGGUUUGUCCACUUCAGCAAGGAGAACGAACUCCGCUCGAGGGUGUUCUCGGAGAAGAUGGGUCUGGAGUCUGGAUGGAAUUGUCACAUUUCUCUGCUUAGUGAAAGCGACAGUGAAAUGUCCUCACCGACAAAACAAUUCGAGCUGAAGGUACACUCGAUGACUCCCAGUGACCAGCGCCCCGCCCAAGUGGCACAGGAGAAUGAGCUGAACAAAUUGUUGCCAAAUUUGGAGGCAUCAAAAGCGCUCAGUUCAUCGGCUCCGGGUGCAAUCUCCGAUCCGGAUUCGAAUCUACUGGAUAUACAAAACGCGCACAACCGGAAUCCCUCGAUAGAUAACUCUAACGAUAGCUUUGGAAUGAGAGGGUUUCAAGAGAACCUCAAACUGCACCGGAGAGCUUCCCAAGAUUCGGCCAUGGAUUGCGCAGCGAACGACGAUAAUUGUCGCUCGUUGAGCUGUCUGACGGAUAGUACCGAGCAAAGUGCUCCGAUCAACUUCGAUAUGUCGAAUCGUGCCAAGCUUCCGAGAGGCAUCGAGAACAUUCGGCCACAUCUGGAGAAUGUCGACAAUGUUCCGCUACUGGUCUCGCUUUUCACCGACUGUUCGGCGGAAGCGACCCGAGAGAUGCUCAAAAUCAUGCAACAGUACGGAGAGAUCGUUGUUUGUCUAGGCUCUUCGGCUUCGAACUCCAACUCGGAAAUAUUUCUCCAAGGAGACUGUUCGAUAGCGAUCGAGCCUCUGUAUCCGCAGGUUUGUCAGGACUAUUCAGCUUACACGGAGGCAAACAUCUACAACAACAAAGGCAAAAUUCGUCCGGCCAAACAGUGUAAACUGUUCCGCCCGAUUCCGGACAAAAUUGUAACCAUUUCGCCCAUCUAUCUCAGUCGAAUGCUGAACUCGAUCUCCUGCUCGAUCGCGAUGUGUCGCGACGAUCCGAUCUCCAUAGUGGACGUCAUCGAACUGUCCCGACGAUUUAUCCUGGGACUGUGGAGUUGUGUGCAGUUCUGGGCCUGCUGUGGUGUUACCCUGGCGGUCAUGAACACCAUCACCGCCAUCAUCUCGCUUCCUCCGAUGGUCAUUCCUCAUCACGCGCUCUAUCUGAUGUGCUUCGCAGUGCCUCUGAUUUCGCUCACCCUCUUACGAAUCGAGCCCGAUGCGGGGAUUAUGAAGCGAGCCACCGGCAAGAAGCAGACCUGUCUCGAUUCCCGCCUUAUCAUAUUCGUGCUCUGGUGUUACGGCAUCAAGUUCUCGCUGAUCGUUCUGUUUCUCGUCAUCUCGUACUGUUCCUUCCUGUCGCACCCAAUCGAGAUCUUCUCGGGGGACGAAGACGAUGACGCGACGGAAAAUUUCACCAACGAUCUAGCCGUGGCCCGAAGUUUCGUCUUACUGGGCAUCGUUAUCCAUUUCGUAACCAUAUCGGCUUCCUUCGUUCAUCGAGACUACACAAGCUUCAGGCGGAAUCCACUCAGCAAUCUGUGCUGGGUUUCGGUGGCCGCUGGUCUGCUUGUGUUCCAUACGCUUAUCGUGGUGGUCCACGUGUGCACCAACGAGUACUACUGGCAGGAGGUGAACCGCAUCUGGCCCGUCGUACUUUUCCUGAUUCUGACGGCGGUCGUAACCUUCGCCAUCACCGAGUUCUUCAAGUGGGAGGAAAUCAAGGUCAACAGUCGAUAUAUUCGACGAGCGAGGCUGGAUUUCGGCACCAAGCUUGGGAUGAACUCACCGUUUUAAGAGAUCACCACAAAAGACUUAAAACAAAAACGGAAUUCGUGCGAAAGUACUUAUCCCACAGAACUGUAUGUACUUGUUUCCUUUUUUGUUAUCGCUAUUGUUACUGCUGUAGAUGUAAGAUUAUAUUUUAGGGUAGAACUUUAUUUCUUAAUUUGUCAGAUACGUACUUCACGGUCAGAAGACUUGUUCGAUCUUUAUUACGUUUUUGCGAAAACUUAUAAAUGUAUCAGAAUACAUUGAUGGUACUUAUUUCGAA